Molecule: messenger RNA, 1472 nt
Organism: Vicia villosa (hairy vetch)
Lineage: Eukaryota; Viridiplantae; Streptophyta; Magnoliopsida; Fabales; Fabaceae
Product: proteasome subunit beta type-1-like
Exons: 8
Coding region: 239-910 (223 amino acids)
Cellular component (GO): proteasome core complex
Source: RefSeq, a predicted model, not a curated record
AGGCCCAAUAUCCAAAAAGGAAGAAGAAAAAAAAGCAGUAAGGAAAGAAAGAAACGAAUAGUAGAAUUUGGAACUACAUAGAAACCCUUGCCCCGCCACGGUGAGACUUUCCGACCGCCACUUCACAGACUUGCUCCGCCACGGUGAGACUUUCCGACCGCCACUUCACAGACUUGCUCCGCCACGGUGAGACUUUCUCGUUUUCACACAUUAGAAGAUAGAAAUUGUGGUAUCCAGCAUGACUAAAGAACACGCGAAUUGGUCUCCAUAUGACAACAAUGGAGGAUCUUGUGUUGCAGUUGCCGGAUCAGAUUACUGUGUUAUUGCAGCAGAUACCAGAAUGUCCUCUGGUUACAACAUCCUCACUCGCGAUUACUCCAAAAUCUCCCACCUAGCUGACAAGUGUGUUAUGGCUUCUUCUGGUUUUCAAGCUGAUGUCAAGGCUUUGCAGAAGGUUUUGUCUGCUAGACAUUUGACGUAUCAGCAUCAACACAACAAGCAAAUGAGCUGCCCUGCAAUGGCUCAAUUGCUUUCAAACACACUUUAUUAUAAACGCUUCUUUCCUUAUUAUUCUUUCAAUGUGUUGGGCGGCCUUGACAGUGAAGGAAAGGGGUGCGUCUUCACAUAUGAUGCUGUUGGUUCCUACGAGAGAGUGGGAUAUAGCUCUCAGGGUUCUGGAUCCACUCUCAUUAUGCCUUUUCUUGAUAACCAACUCAAGUCCCCCAGCCCACUCCUUUUGCCUGCCCAGGAUGCUGUUACUCCACUGUCUGAAACAGAAGCAGUUGAUCUGGUCAAAACUGUUUUUGCAUCUGCAUCUGAGAGAGAUAUAUACACUGGGGAUAGGGUUGAAAUUGUCAUCCUAAAUGACAGUGGUAUUCAUCGUGAAUUCAUGGAGCUAAGGAAAGAUUGAAGUCUUUACACAGACGUUUGCACUUGAAUGUUUGGAGUGCUCCUAAAUUCUGAAUGUGGCCAGGGUUUUUACCAGCAAAAGACUGUGCUUGUUUACUUUAUAUCUGCAUUGGAUGUUAUCCGAGCCAUUUCUUAACUCUAUUCAAGUCUACUUCGUUGAAAAAUGAAUAGUAUAAAAUAUUUGGCUUAUGUUAAUGUUAUAUUAAGAAAUCAACUUCAGCUAGCUCUUCAGUGGUUUGUAAUUAGACAUAGUAAAGGAUAAGUAUACCAUGCAAAUUGCAAUUCCUAAUAUGUAAUGAAGAGUAUUACCAAGGCCUCAUCCAACAUUAUUUCAAAGCAUUAGUAUGGUAUUGGGGAGAUAGCAUCGAAGAUUUUAUUCAUGAUUAAUAAUAUUUAAUUCUACCUUUACCAUACAAUCAUUAUUUAAAAUUAUUAUAACUUGUGUUUAAUAUUGCAAAAGAAAAUUAUUAUGACAUGGCAAUCAUUUAUAUGUUAAUAAUUUUGUUUGUGCCACUUCAUCUUUUAUGACAUAUUAAAGGGCGAUUAUACUAAGGACUUGGUUA